AUGUCUAAUAGUUUAACAAACGAUAAGAUCUCUUCUCCGGAAGUGUUGACCGAAACGAAUGGAAAGAAACGUUUGAAUUAUUAUUCUGUUGUGAACACAACCAACGGAUCCAAUGCUAAAAGUGAUGAUAAGAAGAGUAUAGAAAGUGAUGGAAAGAAUGUUACCACAAGUGAUGACAAGAUUACUAAUAAUAAGGAAAGGGAUGGUAAAGAAAAGGAUGAGAGGAAAAGACAGUUAUUAUGGGAAUCCAAGAAGAAGAAGAUAUAUAUUCAAUUGAUUCGCAAUGAGUCCAAGAGAUUGAUUGAAAUCAUAACUCCGAUCUCCGUUUUCUUGUCACUGAAGACAUUGCAAACGCAUCUCAAACUCAAGAGAUUUAGUUUACCGCUGAUGUCGACGAUAAUGAACGCAUCGGUUAAACGAAAACUGCAGAUAAAGGAGGAGCCUGUGGACGAGACAUCGGCGCCAGAGACAAAGCCGAAGCGAAAGAGACCAGAAUUGCCGGAAUAUUCUUUGGAUGUGAGGCUGAUAAUGCACCUGUUGCCGAAUGCCUUUCACAUAGGGAUAAUGAAGUGCAUGAAAAGGGUGACGUUCCCGGCCACCUACCCUGUCCUCAACGUGAGGAAAAUGCGGUUACUCAAGGCACCGCUGACGCCCGAGAAGAUUAGGGGUCGCAUCGAAAACGGGUUUCUUUUGGUGAACAACCAGAAGGUGGACAUCGAUUACAAACUCAAAGGACACGAUCUCCUCACACAUCGACUCCAUAGACACGAAUCGCCGGUACUUUCGGCGCCCAUACCUGUCAUCCAUAUGUCUAACGAUAUGCUGGUUGUGGACAAACCUCCGUCUAUUCCCAUACAUCCUUGUGGUAAAUACCGCCACAAUUCAGUGAUGCAUGUGUUGGCCAAAGAGCACAAUAUGACUGAUCUCUACAAUAUCCAUCGUUUGGAUCGAUUAACAUCCGGAGUACUACUGAUCGCCCGAAACACGUCCACCGCUCAGAAAUUUCACGAACAGAUCCGCAAUCACUUAAUAUCCAAAGAAUACGUUUGUCGAGUUGUCGGCAAAUUCCCAGAUGGUGUCGUGACCUGUGAUCAGCCGCUCGAAACCCUGUCCCACAAGAUAGGCAUCUGUAUUGUGGACCCGAAGGGCAAGUCCUGCAGCACUGCCUUCGAGCGACUCAACUAUAACGGCAAGAGUAGUACCGUAUUGUGUAGACCCAAAACAGGGCGUAUGCAUCAGAUCCGUGUUCACUUGCAAUACUUGGGUCAUCCCAUUGUCAACGACUCCUUCUAUAAUAACGAUGCGUUUGGGCCCCAGAAGGGAAAGGGAGGCGAAUACGGAAAGUCUAAAGAAGUGCUAAUCCAAGACAUUGAUAAACAACACCAACGAAUGCUUUAUCUCAUAUCAAAUGUCAGUGAAGUGUCAGCUGAAGAGCGAGAGAUAAACGAUAGGAAACGAGAGAUCGCCUUAAAAGCCUUACAUCACUACACGAAUCGAGAGGAAUGGCAUGCGUUGACUGAAAAAUACAAAUGCGACACAAAUCGGUUGAUAACAGACACCGAGUGCGAGGAGUGUGUGAACCGGACUAUUGAUCCAAACCCUAAGGAUUUACUCAUUUAUUUGCACGCAUUCUGUUAUAAAGGCCAAGACUUUGAGUAUAAGACGGCGCAUCCAGUCUGGGCUUUGGAUGAUUGGGAUUAUGAUUAA
This is a messenger RNA of Oppiella nova, 1707 nucleotides long. The record is from the annotation of a GenBank genome assembly. Lineage: Eukaryota; Metazoa; Arthropoda; Arachnida; Sarcoptiformes; Oppiidae.